UCAUCGCCGCCAUAUUGGUUAGCUUGGCGCUUUUCUCGUGCAUUGUUAAUUUUCGCGAGAUAUGUUUUUACGGAAUUCAUAUGAUUUUGUUACUGUGAUAUAGUUAUUUGUGGACAAUAGUGCAUUGAACAUUUGUUAGAACUUUAAAAAUGGAUCCCGCAAAGAUGAAAGUGGUGGAUUUGCGGUCCGAGCUUGGGGCAUUGGGUUUGGACACGAAGGGUAACAAACCGGCAUUGGUGGAAAGGUUAAAGAAAGCUUUGGAGUCUAAAACUGGCAAAUCGAUAGCGGAUACAACAAUCUUGGAUACGUCAACAGAAGAUGCAGACGAACCUGCCACUCCAAGACGUGCUGCAGCACCCAGGACCACUAGACGGUCAUCCUCAUCUAGACUGGCUUCCACACCGGCUAGGGUUACCAAAGAAGAUCCUCCAACGAUAGAUGAAGAGCCACAGGACGAUGAUUCACCAGUGCGUGAGUCAAAGCCUGACAAGAAACCAGAUCCACAGCCCAAGUCUGUGGAGAAGUCCAAACCUGAAGCUGACAAGAAUGAGAAGAACAAAGGCGAUGAACCAUACAGCAUAGAUGAUGAACAGAGCCAAUCGCCUGUGGAAGUUAAGCCAGAUACAGAUGACCAAGAUGAAGCCAGCUCCCAGGAAGGCGCUCCAGCGAAUGAGUCGCGCGACAAAGACGAUCAGCAGAAUGACGCCGACAUGGACACAAGUGAGAAGAAAGAGAGUGAAGAUAAGGAGGAGAAGGAUCGUGAAGAAGAAGAAGAAGAAGAUGAAGAAGAAAGAGAGCGUAAACGUGAGUUAACCGAAGAAGAGGAGUGGGAGCUUCUCAACCAGAGAUUGAUAGAAAAGGAGAAGGAGAGACUAGAGAGGGAGAAGAAACAAGCGGAAGAAGAUGCUAAGCGCUUCGAGGAGUUCAGUAAUGACCCUGUGAAAUUGCAACGCCUCAAAAAGAAGCAGGAGAAGAAGGCUCGCUGGAGCAACUACUAUCGUACCAUAGAAGUUACCAACGAAGUGCUGGCGCCUGUUGUUGAGGAGUCACCUCACAAGAAACAGGUAGCAGAGCCAAAGUAUGUUGAACCUGAACUGGACGACAACAAAGUUACUCUGUCUUGGUAUGACAGCGACCUGAACCAGUAUUUGGAGCUGCCAGAGUUGAACUCAGUAGUGCCGCUCAGCGAGGGCGCCUUUGCCCACGCGUGGGCAGGCUCCAGAGCGACGCACGGCGUCUCCAGUGGACGAGUGUGCUAUGAGGUUCGUGUGGGUUCAGUAGUGACCACUACGGAGACUUCGGAUAAAGAGACAAUGGCAAGUGGACUGAGAAUUGGCUGGUCCACUGAUGACUCUUCAUUGCAUCUUGGAGAAGAUGAGCUGAGCUGGGGCUUCGAGAGCACGGGUCGCGCGGUCAACAACAGCGAAUUCAAGGAGUACGGCAAGGCGUUCAAUGAGAAGGAUGUGCUUGGAGUUUACUUGGAUCUUGAAUCCAACCCAUGCAAGAUAUCUUACACCCUGAAUGGUGUGGAACUUGGAACAGCCUUCGAGUUUGACAAGCAAGAUCUCAACGGCAAAACAUUGUUUCCCCACGUGCUGACUAAGAACAUCUGCUACCGAGUCAACAUGGGAUACGAUAGAUACAAUAUGCUGUCCCGAACCAAAAUUGUAAGGAAAAGGAUCGAGAUACCAAUUGAGCAGGUUCUUGAGGAGAAGCGAAAGAGGGACGAAGAAAUCAGAAGGCAGAAAGAGGAGGCGGCCAAGAAAGCUAGAGAAAGACGCGAGAAGGAGAAAAAGGAAAGAGAAGAGAGACAGAGGAAGAAAAGAGAGGAAAGAGAACGAGUAGAAAAAGAGCGCAAGGAAAGGGAAGCGAAAGAAAAGAAGGAGAAAGAAGACCAGGAGAAGAAAGAUAAUGACGAGAGUAUGGAAGUCGACGGCAAAGGAGAAAAGGAGACGGAAGAUGCGCUUAAACAAGAUGAUAAAGAAGAGAAAACUGGUGAAGAUAAGGAACCUAAAGAGAAUGGCGAGAAGCCAGAGCUCGCGGUGGAAGUGUCGGUAAAGCAGGAGCCGAUGGAAACGGAAGAAGUCGCGCCCGCGCCGCCCGUCGAAGCUGCGCCUGCGCCUGCGCCGGUCGUCGAAACCGCCAAAGAGGCCAACCCUAACGUCAAGGAGGAGCCAUCGAAAGACGUGGAAGAGGUGACGGAGGAGCAAGUGCUCGGCGGUUACGCUUUAGACAAGCGCAUCAAAUACGUUAUUAAGUACACUGUAGAUGAGGAGCUAGACGGCGCGGAGGCUUGCUUGCUGCCUGGAUACAUCUUAAUCGCACACGCGAACCUCGUGGAUGGCCCGCGUAGACCUGCCACCAAUGCAGAGUGUGAGGUCAUCCUCAUGGUCGGCAUGCCUGGUUCAGGCAAGACGUAUUGGGCGAAGAAGUACUGCGCCGAGCAUCCUGAGAAGCGGUACAAUCUGCUCUCUACCGGCGCCUUGUUUGACAAGAUGAAGGUGGACUGUAAGCCUUUCCGCGCCAGCUUCGAGGGCAAGUGGGACGCGAUGGUGACUAAAUGCGCCAAGUGCGUGCUAAAAUUGUUGGAAAUGGCCAAGGGGAGGCGCAGGAAUUUCAUCCUCGACCAGACGAAUGUUUACCCGUCGGCGCAACGUCGCAAGCUCAGGGAGUUCGAUGGAUACAGGCGCGUCGCGGUCGUCAUCGUCGUGAACGAAGACACGCAGAAGGAACGCGCGGCGACGCGCGAGGCCGCGGACGGGAAGGAAGUUCCUGACCCGGCCAUUAUGGAUAUGAAAGCUAACUUCAGUUUACCCGAGAAAAGCUCGUGGUUAGACGAGGUGAUAUACCCAGAGUUGUCAGAGGAAGAGGCUAAGGUGGUGGUGGAGGCGUAUCACCGCGAGGCGGCCGCAGCGGGCGCGGUGAAGGAAAAGGACAAAAGAUCGCGCUCGGCCUCAAGGGAUGCCCCGCCAGCGAAAAGGCAGAGGUCCUCUGAUAAGAAUCGCGACCAUCGGAGACCGAGGGACCAUAGAGAUCGAGAGGAUAGAUGGGGCAUUGGUGGAGGCAGCGGCGGCGGCAGUCGCUGGGGCCCCGCGGGACAAGGAGGCCCGGGAGGCGCUGGGGGCCGCGGAGGUGGAGGACGCUGGGGCGGCCGCGACAGGGGUGGCAUGGGCGGCGGCAUGGGCUCCGGGCCCUCGCCGCGUUUCGACCGAUGGGGCGGCCCACCCUCGCAGUCCAGAAACGAUUUCGGCGGCGGUGGCCGUGAUCGCGGAGACUUCCGCGGUGGUCGCGGAGGCCCCGGAGGCCCGGGCGGGCCGCGUCAAGACCGCGGUCCGGGAGGCCCCGGCGGCCCAGGAGGCCCCAGCGCGAGGGGCCCGCCCGGCGGAGACAGGUUCCAACGCGACAACAGACCCCCGAACAGAGGGCCCAAUGACAGCAAGCGGCCAGGAGGAGGCGGACCGCCAGGUGGGGAGUUAAAAAGCAACCAAGGCGGCGGCGGUGGAGGCGGCGCGGCCGGCUCGUGGCAGCGCGGCUCGCAGAACCAGCCGCGCGCGCCGCGCCCCAACCAGGUGCAGAACAGACAAGAUGGCGGCAACCAGAACCAAAGCCAGAACGCUAAUGCGAACCAGAACCAACAGGGCUGGAACCAGUGGGCCAGCGGCUGGGGAGGCUGGGGCGGCAACUGGAACAACCAGAACCAAGCAGGCUGGGGUAACUGGGGCAAUUGGGGCAACUGGGGCAACCCGCAGCAGGGCAGCGGCAAUACGCAGCAACAGAGCGGCAAGGGGCAGCAGCAGCAGGGCGCCAACGCGCAGCAGCAGUGGCCUGCCAACUACACCGCUCAGCAGUGGUACCAGUGGCAGCAGUGGCAGCAACAGCACGGCUGGCCGGGGUACCAACAAAGCGGGCAGCAGACGCCGGCGGCGACGGGCGGCCAGCAGGGCGCUGCCAGCGGCACCAACGCGGCUGAUGCUGCACAAGCCUGGGCGCAAUACUAUCAGAAUUACGGUGGUGCAUCCACGGGGACGAACUCCAAUGCUGUGGACAAAAAGUGACGCCUCCCACGACCCUAGACGCACGGGCGAUGGCGACCCCAUAUCGAGUAUACUAUAUUACCCUCAAAUGCUAACAGCGCGCUAACUUGACUGUCGAAAAUGUCAUAAUGUUGGUACAGUUCUACUACUUUAACACCUGUAUUCACAAACGUUGCUUGUUUGAGUGUAGCAGCAAUACAGUAGGGGUACCUUACCCCUUUAAAAGCAUUCAAUAAUGGAUGGAUUUUUGGCUGAGAUAUCGCGCCAUUCAGAAAUAAGUUUUCUGCGCAGGUACAUCUGCGUAACUUAAGUGAUAGUACUGUAUCGCAAAACAAGUCCAACCUGAAGUUGUAUCAUGAUUUGAGCAAGUCAUAGACUAAGGAUAAAUACAUACGUUUUACGCCUCGUAUUCAGAUUGGACUAGUUAUUUUGCGCGCACUAUAAUAUACCGAAAUUGUAUUCGCGCCUGUUAGUAUUUGAAUAGUCUAAAACCAGGUCCGCUGCGCCACGUUAUGGUGUUUGCUAACACAACGUGUUAUUAUAACCAAGAUCAUGCUAUUUGGGGGCGUGUCCUUACUGUUUUGUUCGUGUUCUUGUUUGCCGAGUCCGAUGGAU
Molecule: messenger RNA, 4649 nt
Organism: Maniola jurtina (meadow brown)
Lineage: Eukaryota; Metazoa; Arthropoda; Insecta; Lepidoptera; Nymphalidae
Product: heterogeneous nuclear ribonucleoprotein U-like protein 1
Exons: 28
Coding region: 150-4055 (1301 amino acids)
Molecular function (GO): protein binding
Source: RefSeq, a predicted model, not a curated record